This is a messenger RNA of Myodes glareolus (Bank vole), 1248 nucleotides long. NCBI's taxonomy places the organism in Eukaryota, Metazoa, Chordata, Mammalia, Rodentia, Cricetidae. The record is from RefSeq and is a predicted model, not a curated record.
AUGUCUGGAAACACCCCUGCUGUCCUCUGCCAGUCUGAUUGCACCUUGGGAAGGGAUUGUGCAAUCCAGGAAAACCAAAGCAAUGGGACACAAGUGGACAGUCUAACACUGGCCUCAACCAAUACUGACUUCGCCUUCAGGCUCUACAAGGAGCUGACUAUGAAGUGUUCAGAUAAAAACAUUGUCUUCUCCCCAUUCAACAUCUCAGCUGCCUUGGCCGUCCUGUCCCUGGGAGCAAGCAACAACACCUUGCAAGAGAUUCUAGAAGGUCUCAAGUUCAAUCUCACAGAGACCCCUGAGGCAGACAUCCACCGGGAAUUUGGACACCUCCUCCACAUGCUCAGCCAGCCAGGGGACCAGGUGCAGAUCAGCACAGGCAGCGCCAUGUUUGUUGAAAAGCGCCUGCUGAUCCUUGCGGAGUUCAGGGAGAAAGCAAGGGCGCUCUACCAUGCUGGGGCCUCAAGUGUCGACUUCCAGCAGCCUCAUGAGGCCAAAACUCUCAUCAAUGACUAUGUGAGGAAACAGACCCAUGGGAAGAUCAAGGACCUGAUCUCAGGUCUGGAUGUGGAUACAGUAAUGGUGCUGGUGAACUACAUCUACUUUAAAGGGAAAUGGAGGAAACCCUUUGACCCUGACUUCACAUUUGAGUCUGACUUCUACUUGGACAACAAGAGGACUGUGAAGGUGCCCAUGAUGAAACUUAAGUUUCUGACCACCCCCUACUUCUGGGAUGAGGAGCUGGCCUGCACUGUGGUGGAGCUGAAGUACACAGGCAAUGCCAGCGCCCUGUUCAUCCUCCCUGACGAGGGCAGGAUGCAGCAGGUGGAAGCCAGCCUGCAGCCAGAGACCCUGAGGAAGUGGAGGGACUCUCUGAGGUCCAGAAAGAUCAAUGAGUUCUCCCUGCCCAAGUUCUCUGUCUCCACUGACUACAGCCUGCAGAACAUCCUUCCACAGCUGGGCAUCAGGGAAGUCUUCUCCACAGAGGCUGACCUGUCUGGGAUCACAGGGUCUAAGAACCUGAGAGUCUCUCAGGUGGUCCACAAGGCUGUGCUGGACGUGGCUGAGACAGGCACAGAAGCAGCGGCUGCCACAGGAAUGUUGAAGAAAGGAUCGGCUCUACUUAAGAAUCCUUUGAAUGUGAAUUUCAACAGGCCAUUCCUGAUGAUUAUCUCUGACACAGAUACUCAGUCUUCACUCUUUAUGACCAAAAUCACAAAUCCCAAGGGAAACUAGAACUUGCCAAUGGUG